AUGCCGCAGUCUAACAACAACAUCCAUUACCACCGCAGCCUCCUCAAUGGCAGCAUCACCACAUUCUAUUCCGUCUGUUUCCAGCGCCUUAGGACUGGAAAGAUGGAGGAUGCGCUCUUCGAUGCGCUCACGCCUAUUCAUAGCAUCCCAAGAAUUCCCGCCCUCCUGUUCACCCUGAUGAGACCACCUGAUUCCCGUCCUCACGAGACACAACAACAGCUGCUCUCGCGCCAUGCCUCUGCAUUCCGUGCACAUCUCGACAAAGACCGCCCACAAGACGCAAACAAUGAGGAGAAGGAGAAAAUGGGCCGCUUGAACCUGUGCAGCUGGAGGUUGCUGCAAGAAGUCGUCGUAGCCGAAGAGGAUGAUCCGAGCGGGCAUAAACGAAGGCGGAGAGGAGAAGGAGUGAACAAGGGUGAAAAUGAUGAGGACCAGGAUCUUCUCGGAGGCCUGUCCGUGUCUCUUACCUACGAGAAAGUCACAUCCUAUUUCGUGAUCUACACCCGCUUUCCGACGAGCUACGCUGUCGGGCGCAGGCGGACCACAACGGCGACGGAACAGAGUGCGAUCCUAUGCUCCAAGUCCUCGCCAGGCGAUCUGAAAUCGUUCAUCGACUAUCUCUGCGAGAACUUCGACAUCCCCUCCAUCCCCCCGCUCGAGCUGAACGGGAAUUUCAUGGAGGCGACGCUUGACGACUACCUGUUCAGCCUCCUCCAAUCCUUUACUCGCGACGGCACCUCCAAAGUUGCCCUUCUCAAGGACAAGUUCAAGUCCAUCCUCGACACGAUUGAACUUGCCCUCGCCAUUCGUCUACCGACUAGCCAGAUAGCAUGGACCCGGAUAUGCUGCCCGGCGAGCGACUUCCCGAGCUGGUAUUACAAGAUGGCCACGCUGGCACAACAACAAGGCAGUUGGCCCAGGGACACGUUCUUGAGUUCGAUGCUUCGUGACGGCUCUGGCCAGACCGGCGUCAACCUCCAGGCUUGGUCCAUGGAUGGGGAGGACCCGUUUGGCAAAGAUAGCUCGAAUGCCCCCCGAGGAGGAGACGAGAAAGACGCACAACAAGACCCCGUUAGGAGGGAAGAACAACCGGUGAUGAGACUGGAGAAACUGGCCAACAGCGCGUAUACCCUCUACAAGUCGGGCGUGAAGUUCAAGUCCCAGGCCGUCCGUGCCGCCGGCGACGCAGUCCAAGCGGGCACCACCGAAGGACCACCACGCGGAGAAUCGGCCAACUGCGUCGUCCGCGCGAAUAGGAACCUUCUGAUGAGCCUCAUCUCCCACGCGCACGCGCUACAAUAG
Messenger RNA from Fonsecaea erecta, 1302 nucleotides. RefSeq lists its product as hypothetical. Lineage: Eukaryota; Fungi; Ascomycota; Eurotiomycetes; Chaetothyriales; Herpotrichiellaceae. The transcript has a single exon. The coding region runs from base 1 to 1302 and encodes 433 amino acids. The record is from RefSeq and is a predicted model, not a curated record.